AUGGCCAGUCUGACUAAUGAUGGAAGGUUGGUGCUGAAAUUUGUGAAGAAGAACAUAUUUUCUAGAUUUAGUACACCUAGAGAGAUAAUUAGUGAUGAAGUUGAUGUGUCCAACCGAGAGAUUAAGCAGCUACUUCAAAAGACCGUGAGUAGGCAGAGAAAAGAUUGGGCUGAGAAGUUAGAUGAUGCACUUUGGGCUUACAGAACUACAUACAAAACGCCCAUUGGGACAUCCCCAUAUCGCUUUGUUCAUGGUAAAGCAAGCCAUUUUCCUGUGGAGCUGGAACAUCAAGCAUAUUGGGUUGUGAAAAAGCUGACACUUGAGAUGAUUGCCGCUGGGGAGAAACGGUUACUGCAGCUGAAUGAGCUUGACAAGUUUAGGUUUCACGCCAAUGAAAAUGCCAAACUAUACAAGGAGAAGACCAAGAGAUGGAACGAGAACCUUGAUGGAGAAAGGAAAGAUUGGAAGAUGAUGAACAUGGGUACAAUGUCGAGUAGCCACCAACAAAGAAGAAAAGGGAAAAAUAAAGCUGGACCAUCUGAGCCCAAGCAUAAGUGGACUCGUGAAGCUGAUCGGGUGCCUGCAGCCCCACAUAUUCCUAAGGGUCAAAAGAGGUUUGGAGCUAAGGUUGUGGUUGCGGCAGGAUGA
This is a messenger RNA of Capsicum annuum, 648 nucleotides long. RefSeq lists its product as uncharacterized. NCBI's taxonomy places the organism in Eukaryota, Viridiplantae, Streptophyta, Magnoliopsida, Solanales, Solanaceae. Bases 1 to 648 code for a protein of 215 amino acids. The transcript is spliced from 4 exons. The record is from RefSeq and is a predicted model, not a curated record. Gene Ontology annotation, molecular function: nucleic acid binding.